Penicillium paradoxum is the source of this 567-nucleotide messenger RNA. Its product is annotated as putative GPI anchored cell wall protein. Lineage: Eukaryota; Fungi; Ascomycota; Eurotiomycetes; Eurotiales; Aspergillaceae. The record is from RefSeq and is a predicted model, not a curated record. The transcript has 3 exons. The coding region runs from base 1 to 567 and encodes 188 amino acids.
AUGCUCUUCAACAAAUCCAUCUUCGCCGUUGCCAUCUUGGCUUUGGCUAACGUCGUGACUGCGACUACCCAAACUCCGGCCUGUGUUCUCAAGAUCAUUGGCGAUCAGCCCAACCCGGCCGAUUCCAAGACUAUCUGUGGUUCUAGCGCCAGCAAGAUCCAGUCCGAAAUCUCCAAGAGCUGCCCCAAUAGCGAUGCCUCCCUGAAGUUCUUCGCUAGCAACUGCGCCCAGCUCGGCCACAAAGUUGCGGCCUCUACUACCACCGCCGCUACUGGUACUGCUACUGGUACUGCUACCGCUACCGCUACCGGCACUUCUGGCAGCUCUACUGCCACUGGCUUCGUCACCGCGGUCUCCUCUGGCUCCUCUACUGCUACUGGCUCAUCUGCUAGCGCCACCGGCACUUCCAGCUCUGCUUCUGGUAGCGCUGGCUCCAGCACUGGCAGCUCUACGUCUGGUGCUGCCUCUUCCCCCACCUCAACCUUCAACGCUGCUUCGUCCGACCGCCAAUUCUCCGCGACUACAUUUGUUGCCGCGUUCUUCAUCGGCGCUGCUGCUUUGCUGUGA